Messenger RNA from Symbiodinium natans, 1929 nucleotides. The record is from the annotation of a GenBank genome assembly. NCBI's taxonomy places the organism in Eukaryota, Dinophyceae, Suessiales, Symbiodiniaceae.
AUGGAAUCCUCUGCGUUCUGCGAUUUCUGCGUUUUGCUGUUUUUGGCCCGUUUGGCCUCUCCGCCUCUUCGGAGCGACGAGGAGAGCGCCGACGCCUUGGCAAAAGCCACGGAAGCCCUCCCGCUCUUCCGGGAGGCUGGAUCUGGGGAGGGCGUUGCAGACGCCCUGCUGGCCAUCGUCGCCUCGCAGGUGGCGCUCGGAAGGCGGGCGGAGGCUCGAGGCCUGGCUCAGCCCGAGUUGAAGCUCUUCGAGGAGGCCGGAGAUCGGGCCGGUGCCGCGAAGAUGCGGCUGGCCCUUAGCGAGUGCGGAGUGACAGGUGACGAGGCGCUCCGCGACGCCGAGGAGGCGAGGGACGACUUCCGCGAGCUGGGCCUCGCUGCACACGAGGCCCGGGCUUGCCUACGGCUGGCAGCCUUGGCCCAUCAAGCGGAGGAGGGCCUGGAGGCCGCCGAAGCCGCGGAGCAGCUCUUCCAGUCCGCGGGCGAUGCGAAGGGCGAGGCCUCUGCUUUGCACAGCGCCGCGCUCCUGAAGCUCCGGCUGGAGGACCAUGCGGAGGCGAUGGCUGUGGGGCAGCGGGCUUGCAGCCUCUUCCAGGAGCUCGGGUUGAGCAGGCUCGAGGCCCGGGCCCGGGCCGGCCUGGCCGACGCGGCGCUGAGGUACCGGCCGGGAGAGGCGGAGGCCCGGCGGCGUAGCGCCGACGAGGCAAUGGAGCUGGCCGAGACUGCUUUCGAGGCCUUCGACAGGUCGCAGCCUCAAGCCUGGGCGCUGGACGUCUCCUCAGACCGCUUUCCCGUCUUAACGGACACGCGGACACGCUUCGGGUUCCUGCGCCAUCUGCCAUCUGGUGGAGAAUCCUUGUUGACCAUGGGCAAUCGGGACUCCUGCUUAGCCGGCUGCCUUCGCAAGCUCUGGCCAUGGCGCCGCUUGGAAGGGCAGGUGCUGUCGAGCGAUCCGCCAGACUUCUCCCUUCCAAUGUACUGGCUGGCACACCCGGGCCACUGGCCGAGGAGGGUUGCGGAGAACUUGCCCAAGACCAUCUGCAGUUGGCAGGCUGAUGGGACGACGCAGUGCGAGGCCACGGACCAAUUUGGCGAUCGCGAGUUGGAGGCGCCUGCAGACCUCUUCUACCUGCACGGCACCAUGGAGGGCAUGGGCAAUCGAGCAUCCAUCGAUAGGUACGACAAGGAAGCGUUUCAGGCAAAGAGCUUCAACACACGGCACCAGAUGACCAUUGUCACUGCCUUCACGUCAGCGUGCAGAGCCUACGCUCCUCUUUACCGCCAGGCCGCAAUGGGUGGUUCAUGGGACUUGGCAUACCAGGAUGUUCUUGCGGCCUUCGAGCAGUUUCUUUCCGAAGUCGGCAGCGAGCGGCCCAUCGUUCUAGCAGGGCAUUCUCAAGGAUCCAUGCACAUCGUCCGGCUCGUGAAGGAGCGCAUCCAGAGUGACCCGGCGCUGCUCAGCCGAAUCUGCGCAAUCCACGCGCCGGGCAUGGGCCAGUGGAUGGAGCCUUCGCCUCUGCCUGUGGACAAGGACCCUGUGCCUCCGCCGACAGCGCCCUGCGUGGCCAUCUGGGCUGCGGCCUCUCCGCAGGCUGAUCGGAAAUGGACCUUGAUCGGUUUCAUGUCGCGCGGGCGUGGGUUCACCGAUUUCGCCAAUCCCUGCGCUUGGACGAAGGGUGAGCACUUGGGUGUUCUGCUGCCAGAUGAAGAGACCAAGCUACCAGUGCUGCACAGGGGCUUGGUCCAACGAGCAGAAGUCGUCGAGGGCCUUCUUCGCGUGCACCCCUGCCCAGCUGCAGAGAGCAAACUGACGCAGAUGCACAUGGGACAUCAUGACUACCACGCUUAUGACGUACAUCUCUUUUGGGCCAACGUGCGCGAGCGCGUGAAGCAACAGGUGGCCGCCUUCGCCCAGCACAGGCAGAGCUGA